Molecule: messenger RNA, 2376 nt
Organism: Leucoraja erinaceus (little skate)
Lineage: Eukaryota; Metazoa; Chordata; Chondrichthyes; Rajiformes; Rajidae
Gene: sox21b
Product: SRY-box transcription factor 21b
Exons: 1
Coding region: 975-1706 (243 amino acids)
Biological process (GO): anatomical structure morphogenesis; regulation of DNA-templated transcription; cell differentiation
Molecular function (GO): DNA-binding transcription factor activity, RNA polymerase II-specific; RNA polymerase II cis-regulatory region sequence-specific DNA binding
Source: RefSeq, a predicted model, not a curated record
UAUGUUUCUAAUAAAUAUAAAACACAAUCUAUUCAAAAUCGUUUCAAAUUUUUCUUGACGUUUACUUGCAUGUACACGCGGUUGGCAUUAACACCUCCCCAUUGUAGGUACUUCCGCAUUCAUCACGGAUUACUCAAUUUCAACACGAACUAUUAAGUUUGUAUCAUUAUUUUCCACAAUUAUCAAAUUCCCUACACUCGCGAUAUCUUAGCACAAAUUGCACUGAUUUUUUUUUUUAAUGCGUCCGAUUAAAACAAAAGUGUAAUAGCGACAGAUUAUCUUUGAUUCCAGCAUGAUUACGGAUUGGUUUGUUCAAUAAUAGCUUCCGAUAACGCCUAUCAGUUUGGGAUCGGAUAUUCCGAUAGUCAUGUUUAACAACAGGCAGUUGACAAUUAAAUCAGGAGCCAACAGUUUGUAUAACAUUAAGGCAAAGUCAAAUAAUUGCGGGAUUGUGCCAGCCAAACUGAAAAGAAAGAAUUGCAACAAUUAAAAUACACAAAAAUGUGCACGCACACAUUAAAACGAGUCAUGGUGAUGUGUUUGCAGACCUAGCGAUUGGACGAGCGUUUCAUUAACAACGCCUUAGCGAUUAUUGAAGGUUGCGUGCGAACGACUGCGCAUGUUCCAGAGCCCACCUGCUUUGAAGUUGGUUCACAUGGUAUCCAGCGAUCGGCAGACUUUCCUCGUAUCUAACUAACAAGAUACUCCGCUGAGAAGGCAUCUGGGUGCAACAGACAACUGAAGGAAUCCUCGGGAGGGCUCAGUGCUCAGCUCGGCGCACCGAGACCACUUCAAGCAACCGAUACUUUAAACACCUGGCGUGGAAACACCCUGCCUUAACAUUUCUGUCCCAGAUUUCAAAGGAAUCGCUAUGACAUCGACCCAUUGACGAAAAUACUUAAGUAUCAAAAAGUUCACGGUGAGGUUUGGGCAGCGAGAGCACCUGCAGUUCUUUGAUUUUUGUUGUGGUCGCUAUGUCUAAACCUGCGGAUCACGUUAAGCGCCCCAUGAACGCUUUCAUGGUCUGGUCCAGGGCGCAAAGGAGGAAAAUGGCCCAGGAAAACCCCAAAAUGCAUAACUCGGAAAUCAGCAAGAGGCUGGGUGCCGAGUGGAAACUUUUAACCGAAUCAGAAAAGAGACCGUUCAUUGACGAAGCCAAACGGCUCAGAGCAUUGCACAUGAAGGAGCACCCGGAUUACAAGUAUCGACCCAGGCGCAAGCCUAAGACGCUGCUAAAGAAAGACAAGUUCGCUUUCCCCAUGCCUUACCUGGCGGACCAAGAAGGACUGAAGUCCGCCGCCCUGUCCGCCAGCAUUCUGCCGGACUCCUUGCUCAGUUCGGCUGAGAAAGCCAGGCUUUUUUUCCCACACGUUGCGAGCCCGUACUCACUCUUCGAGGCAAGUCACCUGGGGUCAAAAAUGAGCGAGAUUGCGCCCACUUCCCUGGCUUCCUUGCAAUAUGCCUCACCACUAGCUUACCAAAGUGGAGCGAGUGCUGCCGCGGCCGCUGCAGCCGCUGCAGCGGCCGCCUUUGGCGGGGCUCACACUCACACGCACCCGUCACCGGGCAAUCCUGGCUACAUGCUGCCGUGCAAUUGCACUGGCUGGCCGGCUUCAGGACUGCAGCCCCCUCUCGCCUAUAUCCUUCUCCCGGGGAUGAGUAAACCCACAUUGGAACCCUACCCUGCCUAUGCAACUGCAUUAUGACAUGAAGCAAAAAGUUUCUUUUAAAAGCAAGACUGUAUUGCAUUUAAAGGAAAAAUAAUCAACGAGUAGUUUGCUGACAGCUAUGGUGUGCGAUGUUUUGGAAUAAAUAACUUCUCAGACAAUUGUUCUCAAAUCAUUGCGUGUCCAAAUCUUUUUGGGAAGACAAGGGACAACUGUAAUUGUUUGCAAAACAGACCACUGACCGCAACUAAAGCCCCUUGUUCGACUGUAUUAAUGUAUUUCGAAAAUUGACGAAUGAAUUAGAGGGAACUGCGCUAUCAAAUCCAUCAAAAGGGUGCGGAAACGCCAAGGAAAUACUAUAAAUGUACAAAAACAGUUGCAGUGGACGAAUUAUUGAAUGUUUCAGACAAUUAGAUUCAGCCCUGGAAGUUUCACUUGCUCAUCUAUACUGUACUUCGGCAGAAUCUAAUCUAGAGACAUUCAAUCAAAUUGUAAAUAUGUGUAAAAAGUCACGAUUGCCAUGUUUAUAGUUGUGCAUACAUCAUGAAACGCGUGAAAAACGAGCUGGACAAGCAACAACAAGAAAGGACUGUACAUUUGUAAAUAUUGUAGGUUUUAUUUUGGGUUUGAGACCUAGUAUUCCCUUCAUUCGUCUUGCCAAAAGCGAAUUGUAGAGCCGAACCUACGCGAACAACUAUACACGUUGAUG